AUUGUUAAACAUAGGCAAGGCUCAGUUUUUUUUAGGUUGUGAGGUUAAGAAGUAAAAUCAGGCCAAGAGAAGAAAUUUUUUAAUCAAGUUCAGAAAAAAUAAAGCCAGAAGCUGGAUACUUUAUUCAGAGAUAACUGUGCAUGGUGAUAGAUGGUGACGUAACAGUUGGCCAUUGCCUUUCUGCCACCAACCAUGAAGACUUUGUUCUGCAGUGCGUGCCCUACUGUCCCAAGCGGUUUGAGAUCGCGCUGCUGUCGUUCUUCGGUGUGACGCUGCUAUACACGCUCAGGGUCAGCCUGUCCCUGGCUGUGGUCGCCAUGGUGCGCGUCCAGCCCGACAACAGAUCCGUCAGCGCAGAGGAGGUGUGUCCGGCGCCCAGGCCCGGGACCCCGGACCACGUGACUUCCAGGGAAGGGGAGUUCGACUGGAGCAUGACGGUGGUCUCGCAAGUGCUGGCCGCCUACCACUACGGCUACAUCUCCACGCAGCUGCUGGGCGGCUACGCAGCGGAGCGGUUCGGCACCAAGUACGUGUUCGGGCUGGCCAUCACCUCGGCCGCGCUGCUCAACAUCAUCUCCCCGCUGGCCAUCCGGACACACUUCCUGUUCUUCUACGUGGUGCGCGUGCUGCAGGGGCUGUUCGGGGGCAUGGCGCUGCCGUCGCUUCACUGGCUCAUGUCCAAGUGGUUCCCUCCGAGCGAGAGGGCGGUCCUGUCCAGCAUGCUCUUCUCAGCCAUCUUCGUGGGCAGCCUGGUGGCGCUGGGGCUCUCGGGGGUGCUGAUCACGUGGUCCGGCUGGCCGCUCGUCUACUACUUCUUCGGCUGUGUGACGCUGGUGUGGAGCGUCCUCUGGAUGCUGCUGGCGGCCAACUCCCCCCGCGUCCACCCGCGCAUCUCGCCCGAGGAGCGCGACUACAUCCAACGCGAGCUGGGCGUCAGCGAAGACAGGACUACAACGCCUCACGUGGUGCCCUGGCUGUCGAUCCUGACGUCUGUGCCGGUGUGGUCGUCCAUCUUGGUGCACUUUGGCGUGACGUGGGUGCUCAACUUCUUCCUGCUGCUCAUCCCGCAGUACAGCAAGCACAUCCUGCACUUCAGCAUAAAAGCCAAUGGCUUCUACUCAGCACUGCCGUACGUGGCCAACUGGGUGGGCUGCGUGCUGAGCGGCAUUCUGUCCCAGUGGCUUCAGAGGCGGCAGUUCAUCUCUCACAUGACAGCGUAUCUUCUGUUCAAUGGCAUAUCCAUGCUGGGACCUGCAUUGUGCAUCGUGGCCAUCACGCUGCUGGGCUGCGAUGUGACAGGCAUCGUGGUGCUGCUAGGGGUGACCAUGGGGCUGCGCGGGGCCUACUACGGGGGCAGCUACCUCAACCACAUGGACCUGGCGCUGAAUUAUGCUGGCACCAUCGCCGGUAUCGGCCACACCAUCAUAAACCUUAAUGGCAUCCUAGUGCCAGCACUCGCCGCCUCGGUGCUCUCCGAGAAGCAAACACUGGCGCAGUGGCGGAUCAUGUUCUACGUGACGGUGGCGAUACUGGUGGUCCCGUACGUGCUGUACCUGGUGUUCGGGUCCGUGGAGGAGCAGCCGUGGAACAAACCUCACCAGCAGGAGGUUGGCAGCCCUGCACUGCCGCAGCAGGAGCAAGCUGACAACCCGAGCCCCGACGACAGUACAUAGCUGACCUGUCAGUCUGGGCCGUGCAGAGCGGAAUUGGUGGAUUAGGAAGAUAAAGUUUGCAUGUCAGUUAAGAUUUUUAUUAUAAGGUCCGUGAUAGCUGCUUUAUACAUGUUCAUAGCCAGAAAAUAUGUACAGGAUAAUUAAAUUUACAUGAUUUUUAUGAAGUUAGCAAUAUUUUUGUUAGUAGGAAAUGGUUUAUUUUUUUGAAACUUCUAGUUUAAGAGAUUAAAAUGUUUUUAUGUGUACUAUUUUUUAUAAAUAUAGUUUUAUAUUAUUCAAUCUA
Molecule: messenger RNA, 1956 nt
Organism: Bacillus rossius redtenbacheri
Lineage: Eukaryota; Metazoa; Arthropoda; Insecta; Phasmatodea; Bacillidae
Product: sialin-like
Exons: 10
Coding region: 141-1673 (510 amino acids)
Biological process (GO): transmembrane transport; monoatomic anion transport
Cellular component (GO): membrane
Molecular function (GO): transmembrane transporter activity
Source: RefSeq, a predicted model, not a curated record